Molecule: messenger RNA, 1410 nt
Organism: Aspergillus campestris IBT 28561
Lineage: Eukaryota; Fungi; Ascomycota; Eurotiomycetes; Eurotiales; Aspergillaceae
Product: putative aminobutyrate aminotransferase
Exons: 4
Coding region: 1-1410 (469 amino acids)
Cellular component (GO): cytosol
Molecular function (GO): transaminase activity; pyridoxal phosphate binding
Source: RefSeq, a predicted model, not a curated record
AUGUCUCUCCAACAAGUGAAGCCAUCGGCCAAUGGUGGCCAGCAUGACCACACCCUGUGUGCAAACCGCAAGACCGAAACGGCCAUCCUCCACGCCAAACUCGACACCGUCCCACCAACAAUCGUCAACAGUCGAGGGAUCUACCUAAUCACAGAAGACGGACGCGAAAUCGUUGAUGCCAGCACCGGAGCAGCCGUGGCAUGUAUAGGACACAACAACUCGCGAGUCAACGCGGCCAUCAUGAGCCAACUCAACAGCUUCGCCUACAUCUACUCGCCGUUCUUCACGAGCAAGAUAUCCGAGAAGCUAGCGAGAGCCCUGAGCGACUCCACGCAGAAUCAGAUGGCAAAGGCCUUCAUCGUCAGCUCUGGCACCGAGGCGAUUGAAGCCGCCCUCAAGAUGGCCCGCCAGUACUUCCUAGAACUCCCCGAACCUCAAACCGAACGAGCCCACUUCAUCGCCCGUCGACAGUCCUACCACGGGAACACGCUAGGCUCGCUAUCCGUGGGAGGACACUUUGGCCGCAGGGCGCCAUACGCGCCCCUCCUGACGGGAAAUGUAUCCCACGUCUCGCCAUGUUACGCCUACCGUGGGAAGACGCCCGGCGAGAGCGACGAGAAUUUUGUCGCACGACUCGCACAGGAACUGGAAGAUGAAUUCCAGGCUGUCGGACCGAACAAAGUGUGCGCAUUCGUUGCGGAGACUGUCUCCGGCACCACACUCGGUUGCGUCCCUCCCGUACCGGGAUACUUCCAAGCAAUGCGAGCAGUCUGCGACCGGCACGGGGCUCUCCUGAUCAUGGACGAAGUGAUGUCCGGGAUGGGCCGAUGCGGAACCCUGCACGCCUGGGAGCAGGAAGGGGUGGUGCCAGACUUACAGACCGUAGCCAAGGGCCUCGGAGGCGGCUACGCGCCGAUCGGGGCCCUGCUGGUCAACAAAAGGGUGAUAGAUGCGCUUGAGAAAGGCUCGGGGGCCUUCAUCCACAGCCAGACAUACCAGGGCCACCCGGUGGCAUGCGCAGCCGCAUACGAAGUGCAGCAGAUCAUGCAAGAAGAGAAUCUCCUAGAAAAUGUGCGCGGACUGGGACCCUACAUGGGGACGUUGUUGCAGGACAAGCUGAGCGACCAUCCACACGUCGGCGAUAUCCGAGGGAGGGGGUUCUUUUGGGGGGUGGAGUUCGUGAAGGACAAAGCAACCAAGGAGCCAUUUCCAGUUGAGCAACGGGUCGCGCCGACGGUGUUCAAGACCGGGCUGGCUGAUCACUCGAUUUCCUUCAUCCCGGGUACGGGAGUCGCCGAUGGGAAGAAUGGGGAUAUUAUUCAAAUCGCACCGCCGUACAAUGCGACUCGGGCGGACAUUGAAUUGAUUGUGGAGAGAACGGCACGGGUGGUGCGACAGGUGCUGGGAUAA